AUCGCCCAUUCUCACGUCCGUCAACUCUGACCUGACCCGGUGCUGGUGGCCCAACCGUUGUACAAUUAAAUAACCAUCAAAGUAUAUAAUUGCGUACGAGCACAUUUCGCUUUUGCGAUGAGACAAAACGAGUUCUCUCCGCUCCCCUUGGCUUUAUUUAAUUUGUGCGCGCAGUAAAAGUGCCAAGAACCACUAGGUGUGUUGUGUGUGCCCCCUUAAAGUCGUCGGCGACGACGCAAUUUGCAUGAGCGACAGCUUCGAAUCUUUCGAACAAUUUAUACCACGAAGGAUGACUCAACGCUGAACAAUUUCGUGGCCCGCGUGUGUGAGUGCGUCGUCGCUGAGAAAACAUUUUCUGCCUGCUUGACUGAUAAUUUCUACGAUCCGCGCUUAUUGUUCACUUAGUUUUCGUUAUUUCUGGGGCUGUCUGUUGUAACUGCUUGGCAUGGACGGAUCGGAUCGUUGGCAAUAAUAAUCAUAAUGCAGAGUGAAAGCACCAACCUAGCAUGACACGGCUUAAUUGGGCCGCUUAACGCUUUCAUUCAACCCACAAGCGGUCUGGACUCGAAACCCAUUCGAACAUAAACCAAGAACUAGAACACGUAGCAUCGCAUCGCAUCGCACCACUGGCCUCCUCCCCAUUAAAAAGGGGAACCAAGGCCACCACCACCACCUCCAUCCUCCCGCCUGGCAGCAUAAUUUCUCUCGAAAAACCGCACUCGCACACACAUUUCUUCCACAACAACCGCAACCGAAUAACACGAAUAAUGAAUUAUCAGAAGGCCAGUGAAAAGCAGUCGCCGUCCUCAUUGAAGAAGCGACCGCCGGGCGGCAACGGCAAUAGCAUACAAAACUUUUGGAACGAACGCAUUAUGGAGCGCUUCAUAAAGGCGAAUCUAUUCAUUAUCUGCUGCGUGGUGGCGGUUCUUCUGCUGAUCGUCUAUCUGGGGGCCUUCUCGUGCGAGGUCUCUUGGAUACUGGAGGCCCACGGCGAGCUGCCCUUCGCCGCCUACACGCUCUGCUCGCUUUACUUCGUCAUGUUCGUGGCCACCACGAUCCUCAUCCACGGCCUGGUCAGCGGGCUCUGCUGGCCCCUGUUUGCCUGGUCCGGCAUCAUCGGCCUGCUCUCGAUUCCCGAGCUGGUCUUUGUCAUGAUCAUGACCACCCAGCACUGGGGACUUCAAUCCGUGCAUGGACUGACCGAGCUGACCUCGUACCUGAUUCGCCUGAUCAUCAACUGCUUUGCGCUGAUCUGCGUGAUUCCCACGGGCAUCCGGUGGCGUCGGGAGACCCAGGUGCUGAGCCAGCUGCAGGGACUGGCCACCAGACUCUCCCUGCAAACGCCCGCACCCAGCGUGCCCAUGACCAAGGCGGAUUCCCGACGCUCCAGCCAGCGGCUGAGUGGCUUCGAGAACACCGGCUACCAGCUAUGCGAUGAAACGGCCUCCAAGUUGCCGCAGGGUCCGGGAAUAGGACUGGCUCUGAACAACCAAUGUGGCGGCAGUCAGGCGUUUGGCUCCCAGAAUGAGUUCAAUGCCAGCAUGUUUGCUCCGGCCUUGGUGCAGCAAUUCAACAAUGGAACACUGAUGCAGCGCAGUGGCGCAGCUGGAGCUACUAAUGGCCAUCGCGCCCAAUCCCUGAUGGAUCUGCGCUGCACUCUGCCCGGAAUGUACAAUCCCAGACACGUGCUCGAUACCGAGGACAAGAACGCCAAGUACUUCAACAUAACCAUCGACGAUCUGAAGAACAAUCUGCAGGACUCGCAUCGACCAUCGCCACCUUCGCUGAUUGGCUCUACCAGCAACGAUCCCAUCUACUGCUCCAUCGAACCCAAGCAGUUGACGCCACCACCCGCUCAGCAAAGGAACUACCAUCGUCCACGGGGAACGCACAAGCAGCCGCCACCCGGCAAACUGUCGCGGAAUUGUGUUUCCCUCGAAAACCUGGACGGAAUAAGUAAGGUGCAGAAUGACUUGAACGCCUAUGGAAAAAAUCUCCUCCAGAAUUACACGCAGCAGCAGCAGUAUUACCUUGCCAUGUUGCUGCACCAGCAGCAGCAGCAACAGUUGCACCACCAACAGGCGGCGGGUGGCAUCUACCGCCGACCAUCAAACUGCAGUUCCGCGGGAGGAUUCGUGGGCCCCGUGCUGGCACAGCCGAUGCAGCGACGCGGCUCCACCCACAGCCAGCAGAUGCAGUACUACGGGGGCUUUGGCUAUGCCAACUACGCCAAUCCGUACAUCACGGCCAACAGCAAGCUGUCGCUGGGCAACGAAUCCGACGACUACCGGAAGUACCGCGAUGUGGCUCUUUGAGUCCGUUCCGGCUCCAGAGCCCCAUCGAUCAUCAGUCAGCGCUUAGGUUACACUUACUAGUUGUAGGACAUGCUCGACAUAGAAUGAGAUUCCUCGGAAUAACGACCAAAGAGCCACAAACUAACUCAGUUUCAGUUCGUAGACUAACGUUACACUGGGAGAAUCUUACACCACGUUUAUACGCAGGUUAUAUUUGCAAGUACAAGUUUCGGAAUAGCUAAAAUGGGUCUGCAAAUAUUUUGUUAUUUGCGAAAGUAAUAGUCCCACAAAUAUGUGUUAUGUUAACAAGCACGCCUCAUUGGCAAAUAGAAAUGUUUCAAUGAGAGAAGAAGGUGGGGCAUGAAAAGAUCGGCACAUAAACAUCAAAUUGUGGAAAAAUCACAUGUAUAAAGACCCUUUCUCAAAGAGAAAUAGAUAAUUAGUUUGGCAAACAAUUAUAGCAGGCGUAUAAACCAAGUAAUAGAGUAACUGGUUAAAUUAUCGUGACUUGCUCACAACGAACCCCAUUUUAGUUCUAGGAAGCUACCACAAAUCGACAUUGACAUUCAUGGUUUAUUAUAGAUACUAGGAAUACGGAUAACAAUACUCUGAUCGACAGUCUAACCAUCCACAGAUCGAAAACUGUAAAUAUUUGUAAUAAAAGGCAUUCAUGUUUUUACUCGGAA
Molecule: messenger RNA, 2980 nt
Organism: Drosophila biarmipes
Lineage: Eukaryota; Metazoa; Arthropoda; Insecta; Diptera; Drosophilidae
Gene: Rcd6
Exons: 4
Coding region: 768-2315 (515 amino acids)
Source: RefSeq, a predicted model, not a curated record